GUGGGAAGAGGUGGUCUCUCUCCAGACUUUACCACUUGAACCCGUUUCAUCAUAGCGGAGAGAUUGCAUCAUGUUACAGUCCUGGAUUCAGUAGGGGCAAAGGCGAAACGAACCAUCCUUGUGGAUCAGUCCCAUGGACUUCCCCGUCCGACCCCUCCAUUUGAUUUCCUGUUCAACAGGGAGUUAACACGAACCAGCAGCCUGCGAUUGCCAUGGAAGAGUUAAUAGUUGAGCUGCGUUUGUUUCUUGAACUUCUGGACCAUGAAUAUCUAACUUCUACUGUCAGGGAGAAGAAGGCAGUAAUAACUAACAUCCUCCUGAGGAUACAGUCAUCAAAAGGUUUUGAAAUAAAAGAACAUGUACAGAAGCAAGAAGUUGCCAACAGUUUGCCAGCACCUCCUCAAAUGCCUCUGCCAGAAAUACCUCAGCAGUGGCUGCCACCAGAUAAUGGGCCUCCACCAUUACCAACGUCUUCCCUUCCUGAAGGCUAUUAUGAAGAGGCAGUACCACUUAGUCCUGGGAAGGCUCCCGAGUACAUCACUUCCAAUUAUGAUUCAGACGCUAUGAGCAGCUCUUAUGAAUCCUACGAUGAAGAGGAGGAGGAUGGAAAGGGGAAGAAAAUGAGACAUCAGUGGCCUUCCGAGGAGGCCUCUAUGGAUCUGGUGAAGGAUGCCAAAAUCUGUGCCUUCCUUCUUAGAAAGAAACGAUUUGGGCAAUGGACCAAACUACUGUGUGUUAUCAAAGAAAACAAACUACUGUGUUACAAAAGUUCCAAGGACCAGCAGCCCCAGAUGGAGCUACUCCUGAAUGACUGCAGUAUCACGUACAUUCCCAAAGACAGCAAAAAGAAGAAGCAUGAGCUGAAAAUCUCGCACCAAGGAGCGGAUGCCCUGGUUCUGGCAGUGCAGAGCAAAGAGCAGGCGGAACAGUGGCUAAAGGUUAUAAAAGAAGUGUGCAGCAACUGUACGGGAGCAGUAGACUCCGAUGGCCCAUUGUCUAGCUCUCCAGUGCACAAGACGGAGCUAGAAAAGAAGUUGUCAUCUGAGAGGCCCAGCUCAGAUGGGGAGGGUGCUGUGGAAAAUGGAAUCACUACUGUGUGCAAUGGAAAAGAUCAAGUGAAGAGGAAAAAAAGUUCAAAACCAGAAGCCAAGGGCACUGUGACUAAAGUAACUGGGAAAAAAAUAACAAAGAUCAUUGGCUUAGGAAAGAAAAAGCCAUCAACAGAUGAACAGACCUCAUCAGCUGAAGAAGAUGUUCCAACAUGUGGAUAUCUAAACGUGCUCUCAAAUAACCGUUGGCGUGAGCGCUGGUGCAGAGUGAAAGACAAUAAACUCAUUUUCCACAAGGACAGGACAGAUCUGAAGACGCACAUUGUUUCUAUCCCUCUCCGUGGCUGUGAAGUCAUCCCGGGACUGGAUUCAAAGCAUCCCCUGACCUUCCGCCUCCUCCGAAACGGGCAGGAGGUUGCUGUGCUCGAGGCAUCCUCCUCCGAAGACAUGGGCAGAUGGUUGGGAAUUUUGCUGGCGGAAACAGGAUCUUCAACAGACCCUGGAGCUCUGCACUACGAUUACAUCGAUGUGGAAAUGACAGCAAGCGUCAUCCAGGCUGCAAAACAGACUUUCUGUUUUAUGAACAGGCGAGUUAUAUCUACAAAUCCGUAUCGGGGAAGCACUGCCAAUGGCUACGCCUGUCCGAGUGGAAUGGCACUUCAUUAUGAUGAUGUUCCCUGCAUAAAUGGAUCGUGGGAACCAGAAGAUGGCUUUCCUUCUUCUCGUAGCAGGAACAUUGGAGAAGAAAUGCUUUAUGAUAACGCAGGCCUGUACGAUAACUUGCCGUCUCCAAAAAUCUUUGCGCGCUAUCCACCAGCUGACAGAAAACCCAAUAGGUUAUCUACUGACAAACUCUCCUCUAACCAUUACAAAUACCCUGUCUCAUCCAAUCUGUCUUCUGCUCAGUCUGUCACUAAUACCUCUGCUGUGGGGAGGGGAUCUGGCUCACAGUUUAAAGGCAAGAAGCCGCCUGCAACUGCUAAUGGGAUCACCGGAAAAGGGAGAACUUUAAAUAGCCAGCCAAAGAAACCCGAAUCGGUGUCAUGUGUGAAGCGCACUGCAUCCAAUGCCGAGCAGUACAAAUAUGGCAAGAAUCGUGUGGAGGCAGAUGCAAAGAGGCUACAAAGCAAAGAGGAGGAGCUGCUAAAGAGGAAAGAAGCACUUCGGAACAGGCUGGCCCAGCUUCGAAAAGAAAGGAAAGAUCUACGUGCUGCCAUUGAAGUCAAUGCAGGCAGGAAGACCCAAGUAAUUCUUGAAGAUAAGUUAAAGAAGUUGGAAGAGGAGUGCAAGCAGAAGGAGGCUGAGCGUGUAAACCUGGAGCUGGAACUGACCGAGGUGAAGGAGAGCCUUAAGAAAGCCUUGGCUGGUGGCAUCACACUGGGCUUGGCUAUUGAGCCCAAGUCAGGAACAUCAAGCCCACAGUCUCCAAUUUUCAAGCACCGAACUUUGGAAAACUCUCCAAUCUCCAGUUGUGACACUAGUGAUACCGAAUGCUCAAUACCUGUGAACAGCGCAGCAGCUCUGAAGCGACCUCCCUCGACAAACAAUUCUCCCUGUCGAGGUCAUGUCCUUCGAAAAGCAAAGUUACAAAUGAGCCCAGGCCUUAUAGAUGUGGCUAAGGAAAGGGCGUCACACGAAUGGGAGAUGAAAAAUGGAACAUAAACAUAACAAAACCACUCACUUUCCAUAAAGGCCUUACCUGUUAUGGACCAAGACAUAGGCUGCAGAAGAUUCAUCUGAAAGGUGGUAUCUAGCGAUACAACAUAAGAGGUUUUAUAACUCUGUUAAGUUAAUGGUAGCUUGGCGCUAAUUUGCCUGUAUUCCCUCUACUGUAUUGCUGUGUAACUACGUGUGCCCCUUUUUAUUAGCUGUAACUCUUUAUUUCCAACUUCACUGAUGAAGAAAAUGAAAACCAAAAAAAACCGAACCAACCAUAUUACGUAAAAAGGAGCAUAAAGUCGCUGUUGAAAGUUUACUGAAACAGCAUUAGACCAGCAAUGUUAAUUAUAUCCCAUCAGAUGGCCUAACCACCACUGACGACUGGUGCAUUACGACCGAUGUGAAAUACUAAAUCUUACAGCUUAAAACUGACUUAGCGAGAUCUUCCACAGAGGUGGCUGAGCAAAGUCUUGCUCAUUAGCCGUCGCCUUGCUGUUAGCAGUUCACGUGGCAAAAGAAAACUGAAGAAAUGCGUUGGCAGCAGUGGCAGGGCUCCCUGGAGCUCCUCAGUGCUGCUGUCCUCAACACUGCUGCGACACCGUGGGAUGACACGACUCAGCUGUGAAGCAUUCUUUGGAUACUAUUUAGACAGCUGCUUUUGUCACUGGGAGAUAAAAAGCUGCCAUACUUUGAAAAAAAAAGUAUGUUCUCUUCAUUAGUGUUCCAAAGCACCAGUUGUUUUCAAAGGUCAUGUUGUCGAAAUAUGAUUUGUUCCUGUUUUUUUCUAAAGGCAAAAGGUAUUUUUUAGAUACUGCUUCUUUUCUACACUUUUUUAAAAAAUGAAACAACUUAAUUGAAAUUAAUCCUCAACAGAAAAUGGCAACUCAUAAUAGCUUAUGCAGUCAGUCUUGUUUUGGUUUUUUAUAACAUAGUGUUGUUAAACUUGACUUACAGAACACUGCUGUACUUAGUUCCCUUCAUCUUUUCAGACCUCAGCUAUUAUUUUUGAAGGCGGAUUGAAAAGAUGGUAGUUUCCAGGCUCUUUAUAGACACUUUUACAGAGAAUUGGGGAUUUUCUGACAGAAGUCCACUUCUGUUUAGUAGGAAACAGCAUCUUGCAUUUUAAUCAGUAAAAUUAUAGAAAUCUGUUCUUCUUUGUCUCCAUCCAUCUCACUUCUGAGAUCUUACAUGCAGUAAAUUGCCCACUAAAGUCCUUCAAAAUCUCAAGAUUGGCUUUAAAAAAUCGGUAGAGAGAGAGGGGAAAAAACAUAUAAUCAGUUGGGUUCUUUUAAUAUUUUCUCUGUGUUAUUUUUAAGCCUUUGGAGAGCCUUCAAUCACAUUCUUGAGAUUUUUUUUUUCUUCUCAACUGUGAGGACUAGAAAAUUACUUUAAUUUAAAAAAUUAAAAUAUUACUCAUACUUGGAGAUAAUCACAGAUGUUAGGGCUGCAGUCUUGAUGAUUAUUUAAAACUUGCAAUCAAAACUGCAGACAUUGGCAAGACAGCAGUUCCUUUAUGUGGAAGAGGUGUGUUUAACUCCUAAAGGGGACACUGGGAUUCCCAGCCGAGCUGGAUACCAGAGGACUUCCCACUGGAGCUGGUGGGCUUUGAAGGCACAGAGCGAUCAGAAAGACCCGAUAGCUGCCAGGACACAGGGCCAUGUCCUCUUCCCAAAUGCAGUUAGUGCAAGGCAUCCCAUUAACCUCAGCAGGGUCGGUUUCUACAAUGGGGUCAAAAAUGAGAAAAAGCACGUUGCUUCUUGGGACUAUGUUUUGUACAACGUUCCGCAGGAAUGCAGAUACGGUAGGGAAGCGUCAGUGUGGUUUUUCACUCACUAAAACCAGGAUUUUUUUAAUAUUAUUUUAGGUCAUCUGCUUACUUACUAUCUUUGUAAGUGGAGGGCACAUUCUAUGCUGUAUGACUACGGACUAAAGAGUAUCAAGUUCCCAUAAGUAUUAGCAGAAACAAAUUUGAAGCAAAAGUUCAUUUAGGCUUUUUAUUUCAAAUUAAGUUAUUUAUUUGUAUAUUUCAAUAAAUAUUUAAUUUAUAUCUGUACAUAUUUAUGAUGCAAAUUAGGCUUCUAGUCAAGGUUUGCAAUGAUGUAUCAGUUGCCAUUAAGAAGUGGUCCCGCAUCAAGUAACACAGAGUAGGCAAAAGCCAAAUCACUUGGUGUCUUUAUCCAAUAUUGGCAUUGGGUAACUGACACCCGCUGCAGCAGGGGCUGCUGGCAAAAUUAAGCAUCUUUCACUCUUCCUCCAGAAAAGGCUCCAUAAAGCCAUCCCUGCCCUCUCACCCCUGACCCAGCACCUACUGUAAUCGUAUGUCCCUAAUGCAUAAGUACCUUGGUAGCAUCACACUUUGCAUUAGUGGCAUGUCUAUUCUAUACAGUGGCCAAGGUUUGAAAAGGAGGAAAAAAAAAAACCAACCUCGGGCAGGAACCUCUCGAUAGACACAUUUGGUGCUGUGAAAUGUACUCUGUUUUCUUGAAUAGUACUAUUGCUGUAUAAUUUUUUAUAAACUGCAACAGAGCUUGUAUUUUCACCAUUUUUAGAUUUCAGGAUCAACAGGCAAAGUCAGCAAUAGAGCAGCAUGACUUUUGCUUCAAAGGAAAACUCUUGUAUUUUAAACCAUUGCAUUUCUAUGUCUCUUAAGAAAACGUUACACUUGUGCUUCCUCAACAAACUUCUAUUACUAUCCCAGGUGCUUUUUUUACUUGUGUUUUGUUUGGGUUUUUUUUAUGGGUGAUGCUAUUAAAAAAAAAAAAAAUCAUAAUUUUUGGGGAUCAAAGGUGUUUUUUUAAAAUGAGAGGAGAUGAUUGUGGCAAUUUGAUUUUUCAAAUGGAGAAUACUUAAUUUAGUAUCAAUUUUUGUUAAAGAUACUUUCAAAUUAAUUGGCCCAGGCUGUAUGUUGUAAGAUAAUGUUCUCAUAUUAAGAAUGUAAUUAUUUCCUUAUUGUAUUUUUUAAAAAAACAAAAUCAUAUUUAAAAAUCUCUGUGGAAAAAAAAAACAUGAAAGAAACAUGAAAAAGUUUUUUGUUUUAUUUUUGUUAUUGGAUAUGUUGGCAGUGCCCAUUAUAAUUGAUUGUAAAUAUAGUCUUUCUACUGUAUUUCUCAAUGUAUUUAAGUUUUUUUGGACACACAUUCAUGGAAACUUAUGUAAAAAAAAUAAGAAGUGCAAAAUAGACUCACCUUCAAAUGUGUGUCUUAGUAGCUUCAACUAUCUUUAUGCCUUUCUCGUUUAUUCUUCAGAAAGUCUUGCAGAGUGUGAAAAAAGACUGGCACCUGGUAGGUGCGACAGAUCCAAGACCAUUAUUAAUAAAGUUACCUGUCAAGAAAA
Messenger RNA from Columba livia (rock pigeon), 6041 nucleotides. It is a transcript of the gene AFAP1, whose product is annotated as actin filament associated protein 1. Bases 213 to 2711 code for a protein of 832 amino acids. NCBI's taxonomy places the organism in Eukaryota, Metazoa, Chordata, Aves, Columbiformes, Columbidae. Gene Ontology annotation, cellular component: cytosol. The transcript has 19 exons. Gene Ontology annotation, molecular function: SH3 domain binding; SH2 domain binding. The record is from RefSeq and is a predicted model, not a curated record.